AAUGAAAUCUGAGUUUCACAUCAUUUCUAAUCCAUUCUCGAAACUCUUCUCUUCAAUUCUUGCAAAUCCAUUGCUCAUCACGCUCUGCAUAAAGAUUUGGAGCACAGGAUCUUCUGAAUGAGACGGAGUUCAUCUACAGAGAUCGACGACAAUGGGAGUGGAAAUGCCGUCCCCGUCCUUCACUCGAGUCGUGAUCGUUUUCCUUUCAAGCGGAAUUCCAGUCACUUCCGUUUGCGAGCCAAGGACUCACUGGAUCAUGCAACUCCUCGCUCCCGAUCUCACCAGAGUCGGAUCAAUCGCAAGGGCUUGCUCUGGUGGCUUCCGGCUAGAGGACAAACGUUUUUCUACUUUGUCGUUGUUUUUGCAGUAUUUGCCUUUGUUUCCGGUUCUAUGUUGUUGCAGAGCUCCAUUAGUUUGAUGUCUAGCCCUGGAAGUGAAAGGGGGCGGUGGCUUAUGGAGCGUAUUAAGUUUGGGAGCUCGCUGAAGUUUUUUCCGGGGAGGAUUUCGAGGAGGCUGGUGGAAGGUGUUGGGCUCGAUGAGGUGCGGAAGAAGGAUCGUGUUGGCGUUCGUGCACCCAGGCUUGCUCUAAUCUUAGGAAGCAUGGAGAGCAAUCCACAAUCAUUAAUGUUGAUUACUGUGAUGAAGAACAUACAGAAACUUGGUUAUGUACUUGAGAUUUUUGCAGUAGAGAGUGGAAAUGAGCAUUCAAUGUGGAAACAGAUCGGUGGCCAGCCUUCAAUAUUAAGUCCAGAGCAUUAUGGUCAUGUUGAUUGGUCAAUAUAUGAUGGUAUUAUUGCUGACUCCUUGGAAGCAGAGGGAGUAAUUGCAAGCCUUAUGCAGGAACCUUUUUGUUCUGUACCACUUAUAUGGAUAGUUCGAGAAGAUACACUUGCCAACCGCUUGCCGAUGUAUGAACAAAGGGGCUGGAAGCAUCUUAUUUCACAUUGGAAGAGUUCUUUCAGAAGGGCUAAUAUUGUUGUGUUCCCUGAUUUUUCCCUCCCAAUGUUGUAUAGCAUUUUGGACAACGGGAACUUCUAUGUGAUUCCUGGAUCCCCGGCAGAUGUUUAUGCCGCAGAAAACUACAAAAAUGUUCACUCCAAAAGUCAACUAAGAGAGAAAAAUGGAUUUAAUGAAGAUGAUAUACUGGUUAUAGUCGUUGGAAGCUUGUUCUUUCCAAAUGAGCUGUCAUGGGACUAUGCUGUGGCAAUGCAUAGCAUUGGACCUCUACUCACAAAGUAUGCAAGGCAAGAAGUAGGAGGAUCAUUCAAAUUUAUUUUCUUAUGUUGUAAUUCAACUGACGGAUCCCAUGGUGCUUUGCAGGAGAUUGCUUCACGUCUAGGACUUCCUGAUGAUUCUAUAACACAUUAUGGCUUAAAUGGAGAUGUCAACAAUGUGCUGAUGAUGGCUGACAUUGUGCUCUAUGGAUCUUCUCAAGAAAUACAGAGUUUUCCGCCUCUACUUAUUCGAGCCAUGUCAUUUGGAAUCCCAAUCAUGGUGCCUGAUUUGCCUGCCUUGAGAAAUUACAUUGUCGAUGGUGUCCAUGGGGUUAUCUUCCCAAAACAUAAUCCUGAUGCUUUAUUGGAUUCUUUCUCUCGAAUGAUAUCAGAUGGGAAGCUCUCCAGAUUUUCACAAGCAAUAGCUUCCUCUGGAAAAUUACUUGCUAAGAAUAUACUAGCAUCGGAAUGUGUUACCAGUUAUGCACGGCUCCUAGAGAAUGUUCUGAAUUUCCCAUCAGAUGUUAAACUUCCAGGUUCUGUCUCCCAGCUUCAAUUAGAGGCCUGGGAAUGGAAUUUAUUCAGAGAGGAAGUUGUGCAGACAAUUGGCAAAAAGGUAGAUACUGAAGAGAGGAUUGCAGCAACAAGCAAAUCCAGUGUUAUUUUUGCUCUUGAAGCACAAAUAACUAAUUUUGUUAAUUUAACAAACUCUUCUGAGACUGGAAACGGGACUCUGGAGCAAGAUAUUCCAACUCCACAUGAUUGGGAUAUUUUGGAGGAAAUAGAAAAUACUGAAGAAUAUGAAACUGUUGAAAUGGAGGAGUUUCAGGAAAGAAUGGAGAGAGAUCUAGGUGCAUGGGAUGAAAUAUAUCGAAAUGCCCGGAAAUCAGAAAAACUCAAGUUUGAGGCAAAUGAACGAGAUGAGGGGGAGCUUGAAAGGACGGGACAACCUGUAUCCAUUUAUGAGAUAUACAGUGGUGCUGGAGCUUGGCCAUUCUUGCACCAUGGCUCUUUGUACCGUGGACUAAGUCUUUCCACAAGGGCACUGAGGUUAAAAUCUGAUGAUGUCAAUGCUGUUGGACGGCUUCCUCUUCUGAAUGACUCUUACUAUCAGGAUACUCUCUGUGAGAUUGGAGGAAUGUUUGCUAUUGCAAAUAAGAUUGAUAACAUUCAUAAGAGACCUUGGAUUGGGUUCCAAUCAUGGCGGGCUUCUGGAAGAAAGGUUUCCUUAUUCCCAAAAGCUGAAAAUGUCUUGGAAGACACUAUAAGGGACAACACUAAAGGAGAUGUUAUAUACUUCUGGACACACUUGCAAGUGAAUCGUGGAAUCUUGGGGGGCAGCAAUGCUCCCACUUUCUGGUCAGUGUGUGAUAUCUUGAACGGUGGUCUUUGCAGAACCGCCUUUGAGAACACCUUUCGUGAGAUGUUUGGAUUGUCGUCAAAUAUGGAAGCGCUUCCCCCUAUGCCAGACAAUGGUGGUCGCUGGUCUGCCCUCCAUAGCUGGGUGAUGCCAACCCCUUCCUUUUUGGAGUUCAUAAUGUUUUCCAGGAUGUUCACCCACUACCUUGAUGCUGUGAAUAGAAAUCAAAGUCAACCAUAUGGAUGUUUGCUUGCUUCCUCUGAGCUUGAGAAAAAACACUGUUACUGUCGGAUACUGGAAAUCCUGGUCAAUGUUUGGGCGUACCACAGUGGACGGAGGAUGGUUUAUAUCGAUCCUCACUCGGGUUUCCUCGAAGAGCAGCAUCCAGUUGAACAACGCAGGGAAUUUAUGUGGGCAAAAUAUUUUAACUCCACGUUGUUGAAGAGUAUGGAUGAAGAUUUAGCAGAAGCUGCAGAUGACGAAGGUGGUUCAAAUCAAAUGGGGUUGUGGCCAUUAACAGGGGAAGUUCAUUGGCAAGGGAUAUAUGAGAGAGAAAGAGAAGAAAGGUAUAGGGUGAAGAUGGACAAGAAGAGAACCACAAAAGUAAAACUAAUGGAGAGGAUGAAAUUUGGAUACAAGCAAAAAUCACUUGCAGGAUGAGAAGCUGGAAUUCUGAACCUUAUUUAGCCAGCUAAUUCUGAAAGCUUCUGACUGCUGACUUGGCUAUAAGAGAUUGAAAGAGAGCUUCCCUACGUGGAAAAUGAAUCAAACCAUUUUUUCGUUACAUACGGUACGUUAAGGAAUCUGAGUUCUUUCUCAAUUAUACUUACUCUACAGAGCAUUUCUAGGCAACAAAACUGAAGAAAAGCAAAGCUGAAAUUGCAGCUCGGUUAUUGGAGGCAUAUAUUACCAGAGAACACCAGGUUAUUUUGGGAGAGGUACUCUAAAUAUUCUUUAAAAUUCUUUCUUCUAUAUUCCACUUACCUCAUAUAUAGCAACAAGACAUGAGGGAAAUUCCUUUUGCUGCUGUACAACCAAAAUAGCAAUUAUUGAGGCAAUUUUGGUCAGUCAUGAUAGUUGAUGGUUUCCUUUCCACUUUCAGAUAUUGUUUUCUUCUCUUUGCAUUUAGUUCUGUCUUUUUCUCCCCUGCCAACAACUAUGGUAUGGAAAUCUGCAAACUUUGCUCAGAUCUAGAGAAUGCCAAAAUGUUCCCAUAUAAUACCCUAUUGUACUUGAGGACUUGUCUUGUAACAGACUCUAUUAUGCUAAAAAUAAAAUAUUGAUUAGGCAUUUUGCGCU
Messenger RNA from Cucurbita maxima (winter squash), 3873 nucleotides. RefSeq lists its product as uncharacterized. The record is from RefSeq and is a predicted model, not a curated record. Gene Ontology annotation, molecular function: glycosyltransferase activity. The transcript is spliced from 14 exons. NCBI's taxonomy places the organism in Eukaryota, Viridiplantae, Streptophyta, Magnoliopsida, Cucurbitales, Cucurbitaceae. Bases 118 to 3234 code for a protein of 1038 amino acids.